GCUUCGUGUGCCAGGAUCCAUGCCAGCGGUCAAGUCGGACCAUUUAUCAUUCAUCUGAAUCUGUCAGGAGAAAUCCGUACCAGAAGCUGCAGCGUCCUGUGUCUGCGCAGUCGCAAACAGCAAACAGCAGAUUGCAUACCCGUCCUCUGUCUGCCAGUGAUGCUGAAAAUAAAAACACGAUGCCCUCAGGCAGAGAAAAAGCAACAGGAAGGCAAGGCAGCUCUGUGCUAGGUCUCUCCAUGGAGGAGAUAAAAGUUCUUCGUCGAGUGAGAGAGGAGAAUGAACGGAGAGGAGGCUUCAUCAGGAUAUUCCCUACCCCAUUAACAUGGGACCUUUAUGGAUCCUUUUUAGAGCACAAGACAUCAAUGAACUACAUGCUGGCUACACGUCUGUUUCAGGACAGGGGCAAGAUGAAAAGAGACUUCAUCGCUGGGAGAUCCCGAGCAGGUCUUAAUGGAAGGCUGGAUACGAGGCUGGAAGCUGUAGACUCUCAUGCUCUUUUUUAUGAGAGAAAGCUUCUUUCACUGGAGUUACGGAAGCGCCGGCAAAGUCAUGGCAAGGCUAGAGCAGCACGGACAAGAUCAUCAGAGACAUCAGAACCAACAAAGCUGUCCCUCAAGUCAGACACAGAAGGUGAGGAGGAAGAGGAGGUGGCUGAAGAUGAAGAGCUAGAUAGAACUGUUGGCCCUCUUCCGGAUACCCAGGUGAAAAGCAAGCCAAAGCUCUCUGACCUGGUGAAAACUACUUGCAAGGAGAGGAUACCAAAAAAACUUGACAAGAAAACUGGAGAUGGAGGACAGCCGUUUCUUCGAAAAACAGACUCAGAAUCUCAGUUUAACUUGCUGCAGAUUCUUCAAAACCGUGGAAACCUGAGUAAAGUGCAAGCUCGCAGAGCUUUCUCUGCCUAUCUACAGCAUGUUCAGUUGCGACUGAUGAAGGAGGCUGGUGACCAGAUCCAGAACCCUGCCUGGGCUGCCAAAGAGGAUGAGCAAAUGGAGCUUGUGGUACGCUUUCUGAAGCGAGCUGCCAGCAAUCUUCAGCAGUCCUUGAGGAUGCUGCUCCCCAGCCGUCGUUUAGGACUAAAUGAUCGUCGUCGUAUCCUGGCUCACCAGCUGGGCGAGUUCAUAGUCUGUUAUAACAAGGAAACAGAGCAGAUGGUUCAGAAGCGAUCAAAAAAGAAACAUGAGGAGGAGGAGGAGGGAGUGAAUCCUGAAGGUUUUCAGAACUUUAUUACCAGAGCGAGUGAAAGUGACCUGGAGGAAGUACUGACAUUUUACACACACAAAAACAAGUCAGCAAGUGUCUUCCUAGGAGCAAACUCCACAAGCACAAAACCCAGCAACACCAGUAACCAGUUAGAGAAACAGCCUCAAGGGGAGUAUCCUGAGGUGGUGAAAGAAAUAAAAGGUGAUUGGCCCAAAAGUUCAGUUGCAGAUCUGCCUGCAGAAGAAGCAUUAAAAGUCUGUAAACCCAAAGAAGUUAAAUCAACCUUUCCAGAAGGACCCACCUUCUCCUUAAAUGCUGAAGUGAAAUUACCUCGAUGUGGCCCUCCUAGUGCUUCUUCCUCUGUUUCUGGUGCCACAUUCCAAAGAAGUGCCAGUUCCUGGAUACCAUCUCAGCCUGCAGCCUCUGAAAAUUCACAGGUGCCUGGUCACCAUUCAUUGACGGCUCCUCCAGUUGGUCCCAGGCUGAUUCGGUCCCCAUCCCUGCUACCUUCCUCGCAGAGCACAGCUCCUGACAGCUCUUCUGUCUUCACAAACCCAGUGUCCAGUGAGGCUUCUAGCCUUGCAGGGUUACAUCGUUGUCAUUCUGGUAGCUACACCAUUGGUCCAUUUUCAUCUUUUCAGAGAGCUGCUCAGAUCUACAGCCAAAGAUUGUCCCGACCAUCCUCUGCAAAAGUAGGUUUGUGCCAUCACAGUCCAAGGGGGCAGCGUGCAGGCUCAGCCAGGAUGCACAAAGAUGCAGAAGAUACUUCUUCCCAGGGCAAAUGUUAUAGCCCCAGUAUGGUCGCAGCAGAACUGCAGCAGCUGGCAGAAAAGCAAGCCGCCUGUCAGUAUUCCCCACCAAGCCACAUCAGUCUUCUUACACAGCAGUUAACAAACCUGAACUUGGCAAGUGGAGCUAUAAGCAAGGGGAAUGCAGCCGCCUCACAGAGCUACCAAUCACCACUCAACAAAAGAGGGUCAUUGUGGGCUGUUCGGUCAGACACUCAAAUAGCUGACAAAAGAUCUGUCACUUCAGCAGUCAGGGCUCCUGAGAAUCAUCGUUUUGCCUGGGAAGGAGACAUGGAGAACAGUAUCUACAACAAGGUGACACGAAGUCCGCUGGCACAUCCCAACUAUCUGCUCCAUUUUGCUGUGCAGCAACUUCAGCAGCAAAAACUUCAGUCACGACAGCUGUUGGAGCAAAGCCAAGCCCGGCACCAGGCUCUUUUUGCCAACUACUCACAACCCAGCACCAGCCAUAUAUCUAUGCCAGCUGGCUCUGAUGCCCGCAAGACAUCAAGUGCCACUUCUAGUAUCCAGAAGGCAGCCAGUUUGCACAAAGUGAUGCCAUCCCAGAGUACGCCUUCUCAGCUGGUUCCAAAGCCUCCAGCAAGCCACAGGCAGACAGUGGUCAGAAAGGCUGCAGCCCAGAGGAUUUCCAAGGUGACAUCCACUGAAAGGCAACUAAACGGAUUCCAGAACAGCCUUCACAGUGCUGCAUCCUGUGAGCCAGGGACAAAUUCCACAGCCUCUGCUCACAGAGAAGGACUACCACUGAACACCAGGUGAGGAAUCCAGGGUGUUGCUUCAAGUAUGGGGCAAAGGAAAGAGUAGCAGUGACUUCAUACCACCACACUCCCAUAGCACCCAGGAAAGAGUGAAGAGGAGGCCCUGGUGAGAGGACAACCCACAGAGGAGAGUACCUGCACAUCUGUGGAAGCCAGUGAUACACCUGCAAGCUGAGGUGAAUGAUUGCUUCUGAGAGCUUCUGCUACUGAGUCUUGGGGUCCCUUCCUCCAACCUCUUCCUGAUCACUAUCCAUGAGAUCUUUCUGUAAGACAGAGGUCCUCCAGCUGUCUGUAUUGUUCUUCCUAAGGUCCAAGUUUGAACAUGAAGUCUCAUUUGCUCAGCCAUUUCAGUCUGUCCUAGUCUGGUAACAGCCAAGAGUCUCUGCUGUCAUCACAUGGCAACCAUCAGCAGAGAAAAAUACUAGAACAUAUGAUUGGAGACACCCGUGUUGGUUGCCAUCUAGAAUUUUGGCAAAGAGCCAUGGAAAUGCUUGGUUUGAAUAAAGUAAUUUCAUU
This is a messenger RNA of Phaethon lepturus (White-tailed tropicbird), 3289 nucleotides long. RefSeq names its product tubulin tyrosine ligase-like family, member 5 (gene TTLL5). The record is from RefSeq and is a predicted model, not a curated record. The transcript is spliced from 20 exons. The annotation marks the transcript as partial. Lineage: Eukaryota; Metazoa; Chordata; Aves; Phaethontiformes; Phaethontidae.